AUGUCUAACGACUACUCAUCGUCCAGUGAUGAUGAAAACUUCAACCCAAACCCUCAACACCAAUUUCACGUUCAAAUUCCACUGCAACAGCUCAACUUGAAUGAAGUUCGUAAACAGAACCAAAAGAAGGACAAUUCAAAGUUUACCAAACAGACAUCAUCAAACUUCAACAAAGUUGCCAGCAAAUUCAACAACAAAAAGAAAAGUAAUGCUGGAAAAUUCCCAGAUUCGUAUACGCCUCGUGACCCAAGAGCUUCUUUGAAUGCAUCAAGACUGUCGCAUGGCUCAUUUGAGGAUACACGCGGAGAUGGAUACGGAGAUAGUGACUCGGAUUCCGACGAUGAUGAAUUUGACCCAGGUGGAUCUCGAUCUCAAUCUCAAUCUCGAUCUGGCGAUCAAAAUUUGCCUCAUUUCAAAUUCGAUGCUAAUGAAAUCAGAAAAAGUCAAGGUCCAGUCGAAAGCGACGACGACGAUUCUGAUGGUGCUAGUUACCAAGAUCAAACGCAUACUGACUUUACGCAUAUCCAACAAGCGCCACAUGAGCAGUUUUAUCAAACGGACUCCUCGGACGAUGAAGGUGAUGCAAGAGCAGGUUACAAAGGACGUCCUGAAUCCAUUCAUCAGGAUCCACUCGACAAAACAAAAUCCGGAUCGUCAAGAAAAUCAUCUGAUGAAAACUAUGCUGCAAACACAGCGUCGUCAUCGUCCGCUUCAUUGAAACAGAAUCGCAAACCAUCGAUGCAUUCAAUGCAUUCACACGAAACUAACCACAGCGCAUCCAAAAGAAGUACGAACAGUGCACCCAAGGAAUCAAGUGGUAAUGGUGCUGGUGGCCUCCGUGGAAUCCUUCGUAAAAUGUCAUUAGCCGAUCGUAUCCCAUCGCAAGACCACGACAUUAGUCACAGCGACGCAUUUUUGGGUAAAGUUUUAAGUGGAGGAAACCAAGGUUUGAGCGGGGGCGGAUUAGCACCUGGAGCCACUCGUUACUCAAGAGAUAGAAAUGAUGAUGAGGAAAAACGUGUUGGAUUUGCUGAUCAUGACGAUCGGGGUGGUGAAAAUCAUCCAAUUGAAUUACAACCUCUUUCUAAAUAUGAUGAUUUGAGUGAUGAAGUUAAGGCAUUGGUUGAUCAGCACAUCCCUGAAUCUGUGUUGCAUUCAAACAACACUAGUGCAAAUACAAGCGCCAAUGUAACUCCUACUCGCAGCACUGAGGAUUUGUUGAAUGAAAAAGUCAGUGACGAGAACAAGGAGUCCAAGAAGCGUACUAGUGACGAUGAACGUAAAGACAACCCACUUUACGCUCCAAAUCCUGAUAUUUUCCUUCGUGGCCAUAACGAUUCAGAACCCGAUAAAUUGGCUGGAAUCGAUGGCAAUUACAUUGAGCCACCAAAGCAUGUGCAAGCCGGUGUAUUGUCCUCCUUGUUGCGGUUAUACCAACAACCAUUGGAGAAUAAAUCAGCCAGUUCAUUGAGACAAGUAGACACAAAUGAUUCAGCAAUUGAUAGCUUUGAUGAACACAGAAGACCUACCCUGCAUUUAGACUUGACGAGAUUUGGAACAGAAGUUGGUGCUGGAGUCAAGUACGGAAUGAAGUCUGCGCAAUAUGGAGCUAGUAAAGGGUACAAAAACAUCAAAGCCUCAGGAAAAGCUAUUGGUAAAGCUGCAAACAAGGUGAGACACUAUGAUGGAAAAGGAAGAGGUGCAGGCGCUUAUGAUAAACCAUUGCCGGAUGGAAGCGAUGAUGAUUCAAACAAUGACAAUGACCGCUCCGGUGAAGGUGGCGAAGGCAAAGAAAAGUACGAUAACACCGGCUUACCCUCGUUCCAGAAUGCCAAGCCCAAGAUGCCGAAAAAGAGACCAACCGAUCCAGCAAACACAUUAAAGAAAUUGAAGCGUAACAAAAAGGCAGAGAGGUUGCGUAUCACAGUUCACAUUGCUGACGUGUUGCAACGUCAGCGUUUUAUCAUCAACAUGUGUCGUGCAAUGAUGUUGUACGGAGCUCCAACACAUAGAUUAGAGGAGUAUAUGGUUAUGACGUCGAGGGUGUUGGAAAUUGACGGACAAUUCAUCUAUUUCCCCGGUUGUAUGUUGGUGUCAUUUGGUGAUGCAGCAACCAGGACGUCGGAAGUUCAUUUAGUCCGUUGUGCACAGGGGAUAAACUUGGGUAAGUUGGUGGAUACACACCAGCUCUAUAAAGGAGUUACUCACGAUUUGAUUGGUGUUGAAGAAGCAACUAAGAAAUUGGAUGAUUUGUUGAAACAAAAGAACAAGUUUUCUCCAUGGUGGUGUAUGCUUUUCUAUGCACUCGGAUCAUUGGCAGUAACUCCAUACGCAUUCGAUGGAGGCUGGGCUGAUUUGCCGAUAUCCUUUGGAAUUGGAUUAUGUGUUGGGUUUUUGCAAUACUACGUCGCAACAUUGUCCAACUUGUAUGCCAAUGUGUUUGAAGUGUCCUCAGCUAUUGUUGUGUCAUUUAUCGCCAGAGGUAUUGGAUCUAUACGUGGAGGCGACUUGUUUUGCUUUAGUGCCAUUGCGCAAGGAUCAUUAGCAAUCAUCUUGCCCGGAUACAUCAUCUUGACAGGAUCGUUGGAAUUGCAGUCGAGAAAUAUCGUUGCAGGUUCCGUGAGAAUGUUUUACGCAAUUAUAUACUCAUUGUUUCUUGGGUUCGGAAUCACAUUGGGGUCGGCAUUAUUUGGAUGGGUAUACCAUGACGCAACAUCCGAAAGUAGUUGCCCCGCAGGUCACACAAUCGAUGACAAGUGGAGAAUCUUGUUUGUGCCGCUUUUCGCAUCGUGUCUUGCAUUGGUGAAUCAAGCCAAAUGGCGUCAAUUGCCAAUCAUGGUUAUAAUUGCGUGUAUUGGCUACAUUGCGACAUACUUUGCCGGCAAACAUUUCUCCAGCGUGACUGAAUUCACAGCAUGCAUUGGUGCGUUCAUAGUUGGAAUAUGUGGUAACUUGUACUCGCGUAUAUUCAAGGGUGUUGCAGUGGCUGCAUUGUUGCCGGCAAUUUUUGUCCAAGUGCCCUCUGGUAUCGCAUCCAAGAGUUCAUUGAUUUCUGGGGUGCAAACUGCCGAUGAGAUCACCAAUAGAAAUGGAACUGAGACGAUGACCACCGACUAUGCUAGCUCGUUGAGUUUUGGUGCCACAAUGACUGAGGUUUCUAUUGGUAUUAGUGUUGGAUUGUUUGCGGCUGCGUUGGUUGUGUAUCCAUUUGGUAAGAAGGGAACGGGAUUGUUUACCUUGUAG
Molecule: messenger RNA, 3243 nt
Organism: Lodderomyces theae
Lineage: Eukaryota; Fungi; Ascomycota; Pichiomycetes; Serinales; Debaryomycetaceae
Product: pheromone-regulated protein
Exons: 1
Coding region: 1-3243 (1080 amino acids)
Biological process (GO): transmembrane transport
Molecular function (GO): transmembrane transporter activity
Source: RefSeq, a predicted model, not a curated record